Molecule: messenger RNA, 1527 nt
Organism: Polychytrium aggregatum
Lineage: Eukaryota; Fungi; Chytridiomycota; Chytridiomycetes; Polychytriales
Product: V0 complex, c/d subunit of ATPase
Exons: 7
Coding region: 133-1182 (349 amino acids)
Biological process (GO): vacuolar transport; vacuolar acidification; proton transmembrane transport
Cellular component (GO): vacuolar proton-transporting V-type ATPase complex; proton-transporting V-type ATPase, V0 domain; fungal-type vacuole membrane
Molecular function (GO): proton-transporting ATPase activity, rotational mechanism
Source: RefSeq, a predicted model, not a curated record
GCGGGCGCGGGGUUGCAAGCUCCAGGGCCCUCGGCGCUGCUCCUUCGCCUCCAUCGCCGAAUCUGCUUGUUCACAUCUCGCCGCAGCCAACAGCCAGAGCCAAACACAUCAGCACCACGAACAUCUGACGCAAUGGGAAGCCUGGGACCGCUCUAUUUCAACACCGAGAAUGGAUAUCUCGAGGGCAUUCUCCGGGGUUUCAAAGCUGGCGUGCUGACCCAGAGCAACUACCUCAACUUGACUCAGUGCGAGACUCUGGAUGAUCUCAAGCUCCAGCUGGCAUCCACCGACUAUGGCAACUUUCUGCAAAACGAGCCUUCGCCCCUGGCCACUGCCACGAUCGCCGAGAAGGCCCGCGACAAGCUGGUCCAGGAGUUUGAGUAUCUGAGAAACAAUGCCGUCAGCCCGCUUGCCGACUUCCUGGACUACAUCACUUACGGCUACAUGAUCGACAAUGUCAUCCUCUUGAUCACCGGCACGAUCCACGAACGCGACACACAGGAGCUGCUUGAGCGAUGCCACCCGCUCGGCAUGUUUGACUCGAUCGCGGCGCUGUGCGUCGCCACCAAUGUCGCCGAGCUCUUCAACACCGUGUUGGUGGAGACGCCCAUCGCCCCUUACUUUGAAAAGUGCCUCUCGGCCGCGGAUUUGGAUGAUAUGAACAUCGAGAUCAUCCGAAACACCCUCUACAAGGCGUACCUGGAGGACUUUUACGGAUUCUGCCAGAGCCUUGGCGGAGCCACGGCGGAUGUUAUGAACGAGCUUUUGGAGUUCGAGGCGGACCGCCGUGUCAUCAACAUCACCAUCAACUCGUUCAAUACCGAGCUGUCGAAAGAUGACCGAUCCAAGCUUUUCCCAAGCCUUGGCAAGCUCUAUCCCGAGGGCCACACCAAGCUCGCUCGUGUCGACGACAUCGACCAAGUCCGGAUCAUCGUCGAAGCACACAUGGAGUACCGCCCAUUCUUUGACAUCCCUGUGGGAUCGGACAAGUCGCUGGAAGACAAAUUUUUCGAGCACGAGGUUCAUCUGAACAAGAAAUCGUUCGUGCAGCAGUUCCACUACGGCGUGUUCUAUUCGUACCUGAAGCUCAAGGAACAAGAGAUCCGCAACAUUGUCUGGAUUGCCGAGUGCAUCAGCCAGCACCAGAAGGAACGCAUCGCCAACUACAUCCCGCUAUUUUAGUCAGCUCGGAUCAAGGGAAGAUCGAGGAAGGAUCGAGAAAAGAUCGAAUGAGCAGGCUGAGCUGCCGUCGUUAUUUUGCUUUCUGGUGGUAUCAAGCCAUGGAUGUUGUUGUACAGGCUGUUCGGCACCAAACUGGACUGAGCCCCGUUUGCGUUUAUUGCGUUUUUUGCAGCAAUCAUUGCGUUCAGUACAGUGAUCUGCAGGCCCCGGUUGGCAGGCGUGUGAUUGUUACUCGUCCUGGUUGGUUUCGGGGGGCACAGUCUUGAAUACACCCGGUCGAUCUCCUGUGACGACGAUCGGCUGGCAUUGAUGUCUCGAUGCGGGAGUGCGGUGCAUUCAUUCAAC